This is a messenger RNA of Bactrocera dorsalis (oriental fruit fly), 3796 nucleotides long. RefSeq lists its product as uncharacterized. Lineage: Eukaryota; Metazoa; Arthropoda; Insecta; Diptera; Tephritidae. The record is from RefSeq and is a predicted model, not a curated record. The coding region runs from base 1385 to 2728 and encodes 447 amino acids. The transcript has 2 exons. Gene Ontology annotation, molecular function: zinc ion binding; nucleic acid binding.
ACCUUUUAUUUUCGCCAAUCGGAUUUGCACCAUACAACAAUUAGUACAAAGCAUACAAUAGCGUUACGUUUCCAGGGCCAUGAAUCCAGAUGACCUCCUAUAAAAGGGCGCUAAACAAAAGGAAUCCAUAUGGUCAAGUCCUUGGAUCCAUUGUCAUCAAUUUUUGGACAACAUUGAAUCUUCCCAGCCGCAACCACGCGCGUAUCAUAUCUUUCUGCCAGGAACUCAUCAAAAGGUCUUGCAUAUCUUUUGAGCUUGGUUCAUACCGAACAUAUUGUUUUCGCCUAAAAAGAUAUAAACGCGUUCGAAGCGAAUUUUUGUAUGCAUAUUAAAAUUUGUAAAAUUAACAAAGUCACAGUUCACAACUGCAGAUAUUCCAACGUAAAACUCAGUUGCUCAUACGCCUGGUUCAAAAAGCGAAGCGCUGGCCAGAAAUCGUGGCUUUGAAGAAGAAUAACUAAUACUAAGAAACAAUUAAAGAAAUACAUUUGCUGCUACUGUUCUCUUGCUAGGGCAUUAACUUGGCACAGGGGAUUGCAGUAGUAAAGGGGACAUGUGAACAAAAAAAGGAAGCUCUAAGUUCGGGUGCAACCGAACAUUUUAUACUCUUACAACUUGCAAUAAUCAAACUCAGGGAAUUCUUAGAACAGAACAACUGAUUUUAUAUACAGUAUGCCAAGAGUGAGUUUAUAUUACGUGUAAAACAAAACAUAGUUUUUCAAUUACAGUAGCAAAAUAUAUUGAUUUUUACUUCAAUUUAAUUUACUUUUUUCAUUUAUAUUACAUAGAGUAUAAAACAAAACAAAUUCAAUUCAUUAAUUUUUGUUAGUGUCAAGAAACUCGUUUCACAAAUGAUGAAACGGGCUGUUAUAUUAAAUAUCGUCACCUAAAAUGCAACAUAACGUAUUGUUACAAAAAGUAGUAUUAAGUUGUAUUCGUAUUGCUAUAUGAAUCCCUUAUUAUGAACAAUAGCUGUAGGUAUAUGGAAUAGCAUUUGUCUUGUUGUAGACAUCUGGCGCCGCACUGUCUGCUUGUCUACUUGAACAAUUGCUGAGUCUGGCGCCGCGGCUGUCUGCUUGCGUCUGGCGCCGUAUAGCAUUAUGUUCUGGUAAUUUCCAGACGCAAUAUUCUAGAAGGACACGUCGGCAUCAGCGAGAAGUGCGUGGCUAUAUAAGCCGUGGCAGCGCCAACGUAAUCAAUCAGUGCUAAGAGUAAACUGCUAUAGUGUAGACGAGUUGUGAAAUAAAGAGUUGUUGAAUUAAAUUAAACAGUGUUGAUUUUAUUUGUCAAUCCAGAGAUACGAACCUAACAAAGUAAACUAGCAAGCAGUAAAUUCGUAACAAUUGGUGUCAGAAGUGGGAUUGUCAAAUAAUCCAAAUUCAAGAUGGUUAAAUUCGGAGAAUUGAGAAUUCAGCAAUUAAAAAAGGAACUGGAGGAGCGUAAUUUGCCGAUAAGCGGGCAAAAGGCGGAUCUGCAGGCACGAUUACGUGAAGCAAUGGAAGCGGAUGGAAUUAAUGUGGACGAGUUCGAAUUUGUUGGGCCAGAAACUUCUACAAAGGUAGAAGAAAAAGUAGAAGAACAACGAACAUCAUCGAGUGUGGACAUGAACAUGCUGUUAGUGGCUAUACAGAAAAUAGCUGAAAAUGCAGUGCAAACAGGAAAUCGUCUGGCACAGCAAAUAGGUGAAAAUGCAGAAAAGGCAGUGCAAACAGAAAAUCGUCUGGCACAGCAAAUGACGCAAAUAGCUGAAAAUACAUCACAGUUAGAGUCUCGCCUUACACAACAAAUAACUGAAAAUAAUACGCAGUUAGAAAAGCGUUUGGUACAACAGAUUACAGAAAGUAAUACACAAGUGCAACAGAAAGUUUCAAAAUUGGAAGACGAAUUAAGCACGUUAAAAAAUGACGAAGAAAAUUUGAAAUCAGAAGUUCUUCAUUUGAGUAAUCGGAUGCGAGAACUGCAACUGCAUGGCCCUGCACUAUCAACAAAUAAUCCAAGAUUGAAGGCACCCACAUUCGAUGGAAGUAUUCCAUUUCAAAUUUUCAAACUUCAGUUUGAAAAGACAGCAAUGGCCAAUAACUGGAAUGCAGCGGACAAAGUAGCGUCCUUGUUUGUAUCAUUGAAAGGACCUGCGGCAGAAAUCCUUCAGACUAUUCCAGACUGUGAACGGGACAACUAUGAGGCAUUGAUGAGUGCGAUAGAAAGACAAUAUGGUAGUGAGCACCGGAAACAAAUAUACCAGAUCGAACUGCAAAAUAGGGGUCAGAAAAUGAACGAGUCAUUGCAAGAGUUCGCAACUGAAAUAGAACGACUGGCUCAUUUGGCAAAUGCAGAUGCACCUAUGGAUUACAUUGAGAGGGUAAAAAUUCAAAGCUUCAUAAAUGGAAUUCGUGAUGUGGACACCAAACGCGCCACAUAUGCAUUGCCAAAAAGAACGUUUGCUGAAACGGUUUCGCACACCCUCACACAGGAAACAGCUUCUCUACUAAGUAAAUCAGCACACAAAGUACAAAGGGUUGAAAUGGAACAACCGGCGCUGAUGGAAGAAAUAUUGAAGACUCUGAAGACAAUUGCUGCACCGCGAGUAAAUACAACAGGAAGAUGUUUCAACUGUGGAAAAGCGGGUCACUUUGCCCGAAAUUGCAAUAUAAAAGUAAAUCCAUCAGAACGGAAACAACCAACAGAUAACGAGGACAGAGCAUCCACAUCUCACAAGUCGUUAAACUAAAACGGAACCGUUCAAAGGGGCGUGAGCUGGUUCCCACAACUAUUUGCCCCGCCAUCUCGAUAUCACAAAUAGGUCGCCAUGACAACAAUCUUACUAUCAACGGCAUCGUAAAUGGACGACUGUCAACGCUUACUUUGGAUACUGGUGCCACACAUUCAAUUAUCCGACCGGAUGUGGAAAGAGGAACGGUUGAACCAUUAGUCGGUUGCAAGCUUCGAACGGCCACCGGAGAGGAAGCAGCUGUCGCGGGAAAAGUGUUUUGCGAAGUGAUGAUUGGUACCCUGGAAGUUAAUCACACCUUCAUCGUAGCAGAAAUCACGGAUGAAAUUAUAAUGGGAGUAGAUUUCAUGAUUGAUCACGGGGUUACUUUGGAUUUAAACAAGCAAAUGCUGUUUUGCCAGAACAUGGAGAUGCCUAUAAACACCGGAUAUGUGACCAACGUUGAAAGUAAGAGGGUGAUUAUUGAUGAUAAUCAGAGUAUUCCACCAAAAUCUGAAGCGAUUGUAUGGGCUAAAGUGAAUGGAGGAGGUGGGACUGAAGAGUUGUGGAUUGUGGAACCAACAAAAAUAGAUACACCCAUAUUGGUAGGAAGAACGCUUGUGAAAACUAGAGAAGACGCCACCAUUCCGGUCAGAGUAGUGAAUAAAUUCAACACGCCUAUAAGUCUGAAGAAAGGAGCAGUAAUUGGGCAGUGCCAGAAUAUAAGUGCAAUAGCACGAUGCGAACGGUCACAACAGAAACAGCAUUGUCAAACAUCGCAUAAAUACCGGAGACGCUAAACCAAUCCGACAAGCUCCGCGUAGGGUUCCACUAGCAAAACGUGAGGAUGCUAACAAAAUUAUUGAAGACAUGCACAAAAACGGUGUAAUCGAACCUUCAAUAAGUCCAUGGAGCUCACCUAUCGUCUUAGUUAAAAAGAAAGAUGGUAGCACCCGUUUCUGCGUAGAUUAUAGGAAGUUGAAUGAUGUCACAAAGAAAGACAGUUAUCCUCUACCGAGAAUCGACGAUACAUUAGACACCUUGUCUGGAGCGAAAUGGUUUUCUACAUUAGAUCUACAAAGUGGAUAU